Messenger RNA from Botrytis fragariae, 762 nucleotides. Its product is annotated as putative hemerythrin hhe cation binding domain-containing protein. The record is from RefSeq and is a predicted model, not a curated record. Bases 1 to 762 code for a protein of 253 amino acids. The transcript is spliced from 3 exons. NCBI's taxonomy places the organism in Eukaryota, Fungi, Ascomycota, Leotiomycetes, Helotiales, Sclerotiniaceae.
AUGGAGUUUACGAAAAAAUGGGCAGAUAGCCCCUUCAAACUACUCUCAACUCCGAGAAGAUCGUUAGAUGGCAAACCCGAAUCUUUGGCAUCUCGUAAUGCGUCAGAAAUGGCCUUACUUCAUAACAUUCUUCUCAGAGGUCUGAAUUGCAUUUAUAUCCAAGCGCCCAACGUAAAAGAGACCGUCGAUAUAGCAGAUUUUAUGAAAUUCUGCGAUGCAUGGUCUUCUAUUCUUCAUUCCCACCAUGCCGCUGAAGAAACUGUCUAUUUCAAAUUACUCGAUGAGCAAAGUUCCAGAAAUGACGUUUUCACUAACAACCAUAAUGAGCAUGAGAAAUUUCUUCCGGGCUUGUUUGCUUUCGAUCUUUAUGUUUCGGGAGUGAAAGACGAUGCGAAACCCUUUGAUGGAUUCAGAUUGAGGGAAUUAAUUGAUGCUUUUGGACCUGAUCUGGAGAGUCAUUUACAUCACGAAAUUGGCGUCCUAGUGGAUCUGGAAAAGGAUGAAUCGAUCAAUUGGGAAGAAUGUGGGAAGGCGAUGGCUCAACAUUCGAAGAAAAGUGCUGACAAAACGAGAGAUGUCCCGUUCUUAAUCACAAACUCGGAUGUGACAUAUGAAUCUGGUAUUCAUGGGCCGAGAUUCCCUCCCUUUCCGUGGUUUGUGGGAUUGAUAUUUAGGUGGAUAUACAUUCCGAAGUUGAAAGGAGCCUGGAGGUUCUCAAGCUGUGACGAUUAUGGGGUACCGAAGGAACUUCCUUUUGCAUGA